Symbiodinium pilosum is the source of this 570-nucleotide messenger RNA. Lineage: Eukaryota; Dinophyceae; Suessiales; Symbiodiniaceae. The record is from the annotation of a GenBank genome assembly.
AUGGCAGACGCCAUGCUGCAAUCUCAGGCGGAUCGGUGGACAGGCGAAGCCGAUCACCAGAGAUAUCAGAACCAUUGGGGCUCAUCUUGGUCAUCCUGGGGGCGCUGGGGCAAGGAGAAGGAGCGGCAGUGGUCAUCACCAUGGGCAAAGGAACCCAGAAGCUUGCACCACAAUGGUGACAGCGGUGCCCAUCAGUCCUCACAAGAGCAGUGGGCAAAAGAUGACAGCGACGAUGACUGGGGCUCCUGGACAGCUCCAAAGGAGCCGAGGACCGUGGAAGUUGUGGAAGUUCAGCCAAAGGAGCCCGAGGCAAAGAGGCCUCGGCUUGCAAACGGGAACAGCGAAGCCGGCAGCAGCCAAGUCCAGUCGGCACCGAAGGCAUCCGUGUGGAAGAGGAUGGAAUCCACGCGGCAGGCUGGUAUCUUCUACUACUUGAACACGAUCACAAAUGAGACACAGGUAGAACCGCCGCCACCAUGGCAGAAACUACAAUCCAGGCGCAAUCCAGACACCUCUUACUACUGGAACCCAGAGACAUCAGAAGCAUUGCUGGAGAAGCCGGACAUGUGA